GCUCCUCUUGCUUUUUCCUCCAAAGUAUGUUAUAUUAAGUUUCGUGAAGCAUCGAGUGUUGGUGUGGCCCAGCAUCUAACUAACACCGUUUUUAUUGAUAGAGCCCUGAUAGUCGUACCCUGUGCAGAAGAUGACUAGACUGGCCAAGGCAGACCUGUUACACUUGCCUGAGUUAGGCAUUGUUUGCCAUGCCACUAAACCUGCCGUCAAGUGAAACCUUCAUGGGGGAAAUGAGAUCGAAGUCUGGCCCGCUGAAGAUGGACGCCCUGUCUCUGUUUUUAUUUUUUAUUUUGCUUUCCUUUCUUUUUUUGUUUUGUUUUUAUUUUGUCCCUUUUUUUGUUUUGUUUUUUGUUUUUGCUGAAUCUCUUUCACUUCUACUUGUGAACUGGUUCUUCAGUUCUGUAAAAAUGGUGUUUCAUAAAGGGUCCAUGAUGUUUCAUUUUAAAGUUGACUUUCUGAAGUUGUUUAUGAGGGUGGUGGAUGGUAUACACACCAAGUGUUGAAUUAGGUCAGCUAAAUUCUCUGUUGUAAACUAGGGAUAAACACUUAGAGAUAUGUUUAAGCAUCUUAAUUCAACUAUGACAGGCAGAUCAGUAUUUGAUGUCUGAAGGCUAAAAUAGUGAUAAAGAUAUAUCAGCUCUCAGAUGUGUGUGUUCCUCCUUAGACCAUAUUUUCAAAAGUACUUCUCUGAAAAAGCCAGCUGAAACUUUCUUUCCUAUUACUUCUUUCUUAAGAAUCUACCCUUUCCAAACAAAGUCGUGGCUCUUAAUCAGUCUCUUUCCCAUGAUCAGAAGCACAGUUUUAUUUUAAAUUGUAUAACCAGCACAGCAUAAGGUUUUUGUAUUAAUUUUUAAUAUGAACAAGUUAAGAUAUCUAUUUUGGAAUGACUCUUGAGAAAAUUCUGAACAUUCUAGAAUUUUUAUUCGCUGUGGGUGAAAUUCUGGCUCCAUUGACGUUAAUGUAGGUUUAGCCAUUGACUUCAGUGGGCUUGGGAUUUCAUGUAUUACUGUUGUUCAAGAAAAACCUUUACCACAUGUUAGUGUAAAUGGAUUCUGAGGCUUUGAUGGGAGAGUGUUCUGUCAGAUAUGUUGUCUUUUAACACUGCUAUCUGUGGAAAGAUGGAAACAACUUUUUGUUUUUUUGGUGGGGGGGGGGAAGUGUUUGUUUUUUAACCUUUACACAUUAGAAUGGCAUUUUCAUUUAGAUGCAACAGAAAGGGAUUUUCUAAGAAAUGAUUUCAUCCAUAAGUUUGUAUUUCCCAGUGAUUAAACGUAUUAGGAAAAUAAUUUAUUCUUCUAAUCUCCAAAUUAGAUAUGAGCAUAAAAUGUCUUUGAUUGAACAUACUUGUUCAUCACUGAAGCUGGUGUUUUUGGUUUUCUUUUAAUCAUCCAGCAGUUUAUAGUACAAAACACAAGGAAACUGAUCCCUUCUGAACAAUUGCAUAAGGAUGGAAUCUUGUGACUAAUACACUAUAAUUUUACUGAUAUGAGGCCUAAUUAUCAUUUACACUAAGGCCACUUUACAUUGCUCUGGCAAGCCAUGUCUACACUACAGAGCCAAUGCUAUCAGAGCUAUGCUGGCAUAGCUCUUCAGUGCACUUGCAGUGCACACUGAUAGAAGGAGUUUUCUCCAUGUGUGAGAGCACCACGUCCCUGAACAACAUUCUAACAAAAACAUUUUUCUGUCAGCAUAGUUGUAUCUACACUGGGGCUUUUGACAGCAUACCUGUGUCGCUAGGGGAUGUGGAUUUUUUACACUUCUGACCCAUAUAACUAUGCCAGUAUAAAUUUGAAAUGUAGAUCAAGCUGCUGAUCCACUGAAGUGUCUUAAAAUGGAUGUAAAAGUAAUUUACACCCCACUUAAGAGGUCUCUUUGUAAUGCUAGAACAGUGUAAAGGGGCCUUAUUGCAAAUGAGAAUCAGAUCUGUCAUUUAUUACUGAACACCCAAGGGUCAUUAAAACUGUUUUAAGGCACCGGCAUAAAGUGAAAUAAGUCAAGAAAUCGAUCUAUGAAGUUGAAAUGAUACACUUUUUAAAUAAAUACAUAUAUUUGGGGAAAGCAUUUCAGUUCAACUUUUAAGGCUUGGCUUCACCCAUCCCAUAGCAAUAUGCAUUAAGAAAAAGAUGCGAGCCUUAAACUUACAUGUCUUAACAGAUGUCAGAUUGUGCAAUAGCCUAAAUGUUGUUUAUAUUUUUUCUGGGUUUGUAUUCCUUUUUUAUAAAAAAGAUUAAGAAAGGUAAUAAAAUAUAUAUUUACUCAAGAACAUAACAGGUCCCUUUGGAGCUCUUAAAUUGAUUUUCAAUGCUAAAUAAUCUGAUCAGCUUUUUACUAGUGUUCCGGUGGGGGGAGAAGAAAACUUUUUUUUUUCUUGGUGGAAAGUUUCUUAAAUUUCUAAACUGUUUCCAUUUUUCAGGGUUCUAAAUUGAUUCAUUUUGGGACAGUUUCCACAGCAUUUUAGUGUGUGAAAUUUUUGUUGAAUAUUUUUGAGCAUGAGUUUUGAUUUUAAAAAAUCAAUGAAAAUAUUGAAGAAACAUCUGCAGAACCCAGAUGUUGAUAAUUUUUCAUGAAAAGAUCUUAGAGAAAAAGCCACUUUUUUAAGUAAAAUUGUAUGGAAAAACUUUGACCAGCUCUACUUAAUUUUUUUUAACAUAGUGAUGCAGCCUACACGAACGGUUGUCAUGUGUAACACAACUUUCGAUCACCGCGAAAACACCGCCCUGGGAAAGCGUCCAUGCUUGAUAUCGUUUGGUUCAUGAACAUUAAGUUUCCAGUACAGGUAAAAUCCCAGAUGAAGCCAAAGCCCUCUCUUUAUUGGCUCCUGCUCCUACUAUGACAAGCCUGAUGCCUGGUGCAGGGUUGCUUCCUAUACCCACACCAACUCCGCUAACUACACUUGGUGUUUCACUUGGCACGUUGGGAGCUAUACCAGCAGCAGCACUGGACCCUAAUAUUACAGCACUUGGAGAAAUACCACAGCCACCAAUUAUGGGAAAUGUGGAUCCUUCCAAAAUUGAUGAAAUUAGGAGAACAGUCUACGUUGGAAAUCUGAAUUCUCAGACUACAACAGCAGAUCAGCUGCUUGAGUUUUUUAAACAAGUUGGAGAAGUGAAGUUUGUGCGAAUGGCAGGUGAUGAGACACAACCAACACGGUUUGCUUUUGUGGAAUUCGCAGACCAAAAUUCUGUACCUCGUGCUCUUGCCUUUAAUGGAGUUAUGUUUGGAGACAGGCCACUGAAAAUAAAUCACUCCAAUAAUGCAAUAGUGAAACCUCCUGAAAUGACUCCACAAGCUGCUGCCAAGGAGCUGGAAGAAGUGAUGAAGAGAGUAAGGGAAGCCCAGUCUUUCAUAUCGGCAGCUAUUGAGCCAGAGUCUGGAAAGAGCAGUGAAAGAAAAGGCGGUCGAUCUCGUUCCCAUUCUCGUUCAGAGUCCAGAUCUAGUUCAAAAUCCCGAUCUAGAAGGAAAAGAUCACACUCAAAACGCAGGAGUAGAUCACACAAUAGAUCACUCUCUAGCCAGAAGGAUAGGCGUAGAUCCAAAAGUCCUCCCAAAAAACGUUCCAAGUCUAAGGAAAGGCGGAAGUCAAGAAGUCGUUCUCGUUCCCGGGACAAGAAAAAAGACAAAGAAAACAAAGAAAAGGUCAAGGAAAAAGAAAAGGUCAAAGAGAAGGACAAGGACCGAGACAGGGAGAAGGAGAGAGACAGAGAUAAAGAAAAAGAGAGGGAGCGGGACAGAGACAAAGAGAGAAACAGGGACAAGGAUAGGGACAGAGAUAAAGAAAAAGACAGGGACAAGGACCGAGAGAGGGACAGAGACAAAGAAAAGGAGAGGAACAAAGACCGGGAGAGGGUCAAGGAUAGGGAGAAGGACAGGGACAAAGAGAAGGAGGUAGUCCGGGACAAGAAGGAAACGGACCUGGAGAAAGUGGGGGACAGGGACAAGGAAAAGGAUCGGGAGAAAGAGGGGGAAAGGGAGAAGGUUAAGGAGAAAGACAGAGAGAAGAAGGAGGGUGACAAGGAGAAGGACAAAGACAAGGAAGGGGACAAAGAGAAGGAACGGGAAAGAGAAAAAGAGAGGUCCAAAGAGAGCGAUGAUAAAAAGAAGAAAGAGAAGAGAUCCAGAACACCGCCCAGAAGCUACAGUUCUCUAAGAAGAUCUCGUAGUUCUAGCAGAGAAAGGCGUAAGAGGAAGAGUAGAAGUCCUUCCAAGUCUCCAAAAACAUCCAAAACAUCAAAGAGAAAGUCCUCUCGGUCUCCAUCACCAAGGAGAAAUAAGAAGGACAAAAAGAGAGAGAAAGAAAGAGAUUCAAAUAAUGAAAGAAAAGAGAGAGAGCAAUCCACAUCCAAGAAAAAAAGUAGCAAAGAAAAAGAUGGGAAGGAGAAGUCUGACAAAACCACUACUACACUGAAGGACAAAGAUCACACUAAAGAGGAUCCAAAUUCAGAAAUUAACAAGGCAGGAGACAACAAAGAUACACAAAGGACAGAUGAAGUCAAACUACAACAGAAUGGGAACUGUCAACCAAAUGAAGAAAACCUCUCAGUUAAAAUGGAAGAGGUAUAAAGUAAUGAAUGGACCUCUGACUCAACUGUGGGGUGAAUCCAAAGCUUUUUAUUUCUCUGAAAGAGGAAGAAAACAUCAAAACAAUCUACUGAGCAGGUUGAUAUGUACUAGUAGCUCUUCCAAUCCUUGUGAUAGCUUUGUUGUCUUCUUGCUGGAAAGCAAGAAAGACCAUGGACCAGUAAUAUAUGCCAUGAUAAAGGCAAAUGCCAUCAGAACUAUUCAUCUGUGAGAAUCCAUGCAUUUCCAUGAUGGCUGUACUUAUUUGUAAAAUGAUUUAUGUUAACUUUUGCCAAGAACUGUUUCAAAUAAGUGGAAGUUGAAAGAUGUAGACCUGUGUAAGCUGAAGGUAUGCAUUGGAAGUUGUUAAAAUAUUGCUAGUUAAUGAAUUUUGUAUUGUUUUUCCUUGUGUUUUUUUUUUUUAAUUUCCAUGUGUACUGUUUUGAUAAUGUGCUUGGAAAUGGUGCAAAAAUACACACUUUCCCUUGUAAAUGACAGCUAUGGAAAAAAGGGUUUUUACUUUAGUACAUAGUUUUGCCGUUAUUGCGUUAAACGCACACUGACUAUUAAGUUUUCAUUUGCUCACUGCUUGGAUUCAUUUUUUCUUAUUUAAAGUCAUUUUCUUAUUACUAUCCCUAAAAUGAAUAUUUCUUUUAAUAGUAGUUGAACAAGGCAUGCUACUGUCCUAUUUAUAGAAGGAACAACCACCAUAUUGUAGAUAAUAGUUCAGCUUACUGGGUUUCUUCCCCCUCCCCUACCCUCAAAAGUGAGCACGCCUGUAUAGUGGUUUCAGAUCUUCUGGUUUUGUUUUGAGCCAUGUUGUAAUGGGUCUGUUCAGCUGCAUAUGGUACAGGUGUCAUGAAAAUCAAUACCCCUGUUUUCAAAAUAGUAUAUGGGAGCACAAGCUAAAGCUUUAGUGCCUUCUUAAAAUGUGGUAUAUUUUCUGGAACUUUAUAUAUGCUAUUAAUUUUGAAUUACAUCUUACAUAAUCUCGAUGGCUGUUCUACCAACACCAUACCAGUAAACAAAAAUGUGAGUGAUUUGUCAGAAAAGCUGUGCUGGGUUCACUUGGUACAAGAUUGAAGCUCCAUUUUUAAGAAGAGAUUUAUAAAUGAAUGCAACAGUGCAGUUUGGGGACCAUCGUACUAUGAAGUAUGGUAACUGAAUACAGAGCAUGCUCUGAUUUCACCAAAAUCAAAGGGAGCUCUUUAAACUUUUUCUGUACAUUGGAUGGCCUUAAUCAUUACCUCUCAAUCAUCUUCUCUAAUGUUGGUUGUGUGAUGUGAAAGGAAUUGUGUGCAAAGUUUGUUUGAAAAGAAUAGUAGUUGAAUUUACAUUAGAGUUAUAUGGUAGAGAUUCUAUGUCCUUCUUGGAUCCAUUCUUUGGAGAGAAAGCAUGUAGCUUGAGAGAAUGACACACUGCAAAUAUUUUGUCAAGUAAAAGUGUGACUUGUGCUCUGAAGUAAUCUCAUCAUUGUAAGAUUUCUUAAAAGUCAGACCUUUAAAACUUGUUUAAUACUAAAAUCAAGUAGACUUAUUUUUAAUACAGUGUAAUACAAUCAAAAGACUUAAUUGCCUUACCUCAUGGGAAGAGUUAUUUCUAUCAAUUUUAAAAGCUAAGUAGCAUAUUAGUUAGUUACUUUCAGAUUGAUUUUCCUUUUAAAGUUAAUACUUACAGAAGCCUAAGUGUUUUAUGGGGAAUGAAAAGUUGCCCACUUUAUAAGGUAAUGAAACCCAGUUUGUGCAGCUGCUUAAUCACUCUUUAUUUUUGUUAGGAUUUGAAGUAUAUUGCCACUGUGUACCAUUAAAACUAUAGAAAAUGCUUUACCGUGUAAAGUAUAGAUGGUCAUUUUUGUGAUGUUUAAGCCACAUGCAGUUGGCUGGUGAACAGCUUAUUCCAAUAAAAGAAUGACAAAUCUGUAUGCUUAUAGAAAGACUGUGUGAAGGAUCAGGUCUUGCAACAACAGCUGUCUUAUUUAUGUGUAAGUAGCAUAGCGCAAAGAUUGUUUGUAUACUUGUUAUCUUUGGUACCAUUUCACUAAUAAAAUUAAGUAUUUUAGA
Molecule: messenger RNA, 6617 nt
Organism: Mauremys reevesii (Reeves's turtle)
Lineage: Eukaryota; Metazoa; Chordata; Testudines; Geoemydidae
Gene: SREK1
Product: splicing regulatory glutamic acid and lysine rich protein 1
Exons: 13
Coding region: 2830-4560 (576 amino acids)
Cellular component (GO): nucleoplasm
Molecular function (GO): RNA binding
Source: RefSeq, a predicted model, not a curated record